Molecule: messenger RNA, 798 nt
Organism: Mya arenaria
Lineage: Eukaryota; Metazoa; Mollusca; Bivalvia; Myida; Myidae
Product: guanylate-binding protein 2-like
Exons: 4
Coding region: 1-798 (265 amino acids)
Molecular function (GO): GTP binding; GTPase activity
Source: RefSeq, a predicted model, not a curated record
AUGCACCCAACACAAGAGGAUACAGUCUUAGUGCUGUUAGACACAGAGGGUCUUGGUGAUGUGGAUAAGGAUGAUGAAGACCGUGACCUGACGAUUUUCACACUUGUCACACUCCUAAGCAGUAUUCUUAUUUACAACAUGGAAGAAAUGUCAAAGAACAUUACGUUUAAUGGAAAAUGCAAUGAUCGAAAUUCACACAUGGUUUUGCCAUCAUUUGCCCUGGUUCUGCGAAAUUUUACAAAGAAAUUGGCAACGAAAGACGGUCCAACAAUCACAGCUGAUGAAUACCUGAAAAUUGCAUUAGAAAACAAAGCAGAGAAAAGGGAAACAUACAACAAGACAAGAGAAAGUAUCAAAGAUUGUUUUCAAACACGUAGAUGCUUUGCAUUGCCACCUCCUGGCGACGUUGACCUUAUUGAAAACCUGGAAAACACUCCACUCUCUGGAACAUGCUCACGGUUCCAAACAACAAUCCGUCAGUUGGUUGAAUACGUUCACAAUGAACAACCAAAACGGCAUGUGGCUAGUAAGCCCAUAAAUGGUUCAGUGUUUGCAAGUCUGGUCGGUGGCUUUGUUGAGAACAUUGCCAAAGAUGGUACUUCUGAUGUUGAUGCUACGUACACAAUGGCAGCAGUGAAAGAAAACGAAACAAUCGGCACAGUUGCGUCAAGUAUAUUUAAAAGGCGUAUGGAAGAUUUAGGAUUGCCAUUUAAAAGACAUAACUAUAUUAGCUAUGCGUUGUUGCGAGAGAUGCAGCGCUUGAACAUGUCUUUCAAAAUGUCAUUAUUGACGAGCUGA